CUUGACAUUUCAGUUUCGAGAAAAUAUAAAGCUAGGGUUGGAGACACCUGCGAAACUCUCUCUCCUCAGAAUUCGGAUUGAUUCCUCCUCUCCGAUCAGACCUUCCUCGGCUGCUUCGGUUUCCCUUGCGUUCGUCUCCAUCUGCAGCGUAACCGAAGAGCUCGUAACCAUGCCGAAGAACAAGGGUAAGGGAGGAAAGAACAGGAAGAGAGGAAAGAACGAAGCCGAUGACGAAAAGCGUGAGCUCGUCUUCAAGGAAGACGGGCAGGAGUAUGCCCAGGUCCUUCGUAUGCUCGGAAAUGGGCGCUGUGAAGCCAUGUGCAUUGACGGCACCAAGCGUCUCUGCCACAUCCGAGGGAAGAUGCACAAGAAGGUUUGGAUUGCUGCCGGGGAUAUCAUCCUUGUUGGCCUCCGUGACUAUCAGGACGACAAGGCUGAUGUGAUCCUCAAGUACAUGCCCGAUGAGGCCAGGCUUCUCAAGGCAUAUGGGGAGCUGCCCGAGAACACACGUCUCAAUGAGGGUAUUGCUGGCGGUCUCGACGAGGAGGAUGAAGGGCCCAACGACGACUACGUUGAGUUCGAGGACGAAGAUAUUGAUAAGAUCUAAAUACUAGGUUUUUCGAUAAAUCUCUUACUGCACUUGAAAUUUAGCUGUAAUGUUUCAACCUAUUGCACUGUGCUUGGUGAUACUGAACCCGCGGAAAUUCCGGGUUUCGCGGUAUAUAUUUGGAUUGCUGGAUGACAAUGAUGAGGUCCUGGCGUUUCAUGUAGUACUACUCGUUCUCUACCCUUUGAUCCUUCAUAAAUCUGCCAUUUUGCGGAA
Molecule: messenger RNA, 823 nt
Organism: Punica granatum (pomegranate)
Lineage: Eukaryota; Viridiplantae; Streptophyta; Magnoliopsida; Myrtales; Lythraceae
Source: RefSeq, a predicted model, not a curated record